Ooceraea biroi (clonal raider ant) is the source of this 3711-nucleotide messenger RNA. RefSeq lists its product as uncharacterized. The record is from RefSeq and is a predicted model, not a curated record. Lineage: Eukaryota; Metazoa; Arthropoda; Insecta; Hymenoptera; Formicidae. Gene Ontology annotation, molecular function: acetylcholine receptor regulator activity.
GACGUCGGCGGCACUGUCGAUACGGUUGAAGGGUACGACCCCGAGAUCCGGCCGACCUAUUUCUCGCGAUUUUUAGAAACGACCGCUUCUGUUGCAUAAAAGAUACGGAGCGCUCGCGUUUUCAGGUCUUUAAACGUACUAUCCGCAUUAUUCGUCCAUAUUUUUCAAUAGUUUCGCUGAAAUCGCGCCGGAUGCCUUGCUUCCAUUUUUUAUCGUUACCUAUCCCCCCGUUCAGACUUAAGGAUCCGUUGCGCGAUCGCAUUCUUCAAUUCAUCCCCUUAAUUGAAGCCAGAUGGAACCUCGGAAAGGUCGGGGCCGAUCAAUCUUGGCGGAUGAUACCGCUGUGCGCAAUACCGCGAGAUGGAUUACAUCCGACUCAAAAUUUGUAGUACUUCUUCGCGGCGGGUCCGUGUACCACGUCAAUGUAUAACAUUAGCAUUUAUAUGGGCGCACCAGCGGGAUUCCGCGCUCGCGCGAGUGCUUCGGAAGCGAAAUCCGAACGAAGCGGAAGAUCUGACGGAAGAGAGAGGUGUCGCGAGCAGAAACGCACGGGCAAAAGGACUCGAGGGAGGCGACGACGACGACAACAACGAUGAGGGUGAAUUCCACGCUGGCACGAGUCAACAUAUUUUUCAGCGUCAUCUGGGAAUCAACGUCGUUGUCGUCGCUCUCAUCGUGGCAGGCGCGUAUCGAGCGCAAGACGCAAGAGCAAGAGAAACGCGGCGGAGAAGGGAAGGAAAGGGAAGAAGGGAACACCGACAUUUUUCAAAGCACGUAUUCCGCGCGUCAGGGGGAUGCAUAAAAAUUUGAUUCCGUCCAGGCGUAUCAUCGAGCUAUCGCCGAAGACGAUGGCGACAAAUUCCUCCGCGCGCGGAAAAUUCUCCGUAUGGGACCCCGCAAAAGCGAGCGAAAGAUACAGCGUAGGAGCUCGUAAUUUUGUCAAAGAUACAUCGUUCGCAUCCAGAGCGGCGAUAUACGGCAUUUAUAUUAGCAUUUAUAUAAGGGUGGAGUAACUGCGUUUCUCCACGAGCCUCUACGUGCUCGGAGCAAAAAAGAACGAGGGUGAAAUCCACGACGCGAGAUAAAAGUGCGCCAGCUCUCUGCGGCUUGCAGGAUUCGCGCCGAAGCGUGGAUCGCAGGAAAAUUAAACAAUGCCGAGUCGGAGUUACAUAUCCUUAACGCCCGACAGGGGAUGCAUAAAGUUAAAGAUGCAUUUUGCAUAAGAUGCGCCGGGUUACAAAUGUGAAAUUAGGAAUAUUUAUUCAAGCAACGGCGGGGCAAUAAUUUCGCGGCUUCUACCAGCUCGCUCGGUGAGUGGAAACAAAGCUUACCCGUGAAUAUAACGGCGAGCACGAACGUGGUGGGGCAACGACGUGACGCGGGGGUGGAGGAGAACAAGCAAGCGCGAGACGCAAAGAUGCAAAGGGUCGGAAACGCGGCUUGCAAAUAGCGGAGGAUACAAUUAAGUGGCCGCCAGGCCGUGACCAAAGUGCCCUCGUGCGCGUGGAAAGAGAUUAUCGGCUAAUUAUCAGUUUCCAAAAGGCGUUCGUGAAAUUACAGCCGCGUCGGAUUACUCCCCCCGGAGGUGGAGGCGACUGGCUCGGUCGGGUGAACAAGCGAACGAGCGAGACGCGCGAGCUUACGUGCGCGUGUUUUCGGCGCAGAGAUGUGAGGAAUGAUCACGUGGAUGAUGGUCGGGCUGCUUCUGGCUGCGGAAACUUGCGGCAGAAACGUUCUCUCCGGAAACGGAAACGGAAACGGAAAGGAGGAGACGAAGCGGCAGGAGGAUCUGAAGGGCGUCAGCGCGGACGAGGAGGACAUCUAUCGUCUAACGUGCUACACUUGCGUCAACGUCAGCGAUAACCAGAUGUGCAACGAAUGGGCGAUAGAUACACCGUGUCCGGCGGGUGGCCGUGAUUUCUGUCGAUCGCUGCACAUUCUGGACAGCCGGGGGAACAGCGUUUUGGUAAGCAAGAGUUGCGCCAGCAGCGAGGAAUGCGGGCCAGCGUCGGUCGGUUGCAUUCCCGUGGACACGCAGCAGAUCUGUAUAAGCUGCUGCGAUCUGAGCUACUGCAACAUCGAGUCGCCCACUAACGCCACGAACGCGAUCUAUUCGCGCAAGCGGCGUGCCAAAUCGAAACCGAAGCGCAAACGACCCGGCAGGAACGGGGUCGAUGCGGCGACGCGGCUCUAUGGGUCCGGUUUGCUCUGGCUUCCCGCCUCGCUCUUCUAUGCAUAUCAUUGCUGAGGAAGCAGCAACACCACUAACACUGCGCAUGCGGAGCGGACAGCGCGGAAAUCGCGCGCGGAUUACGCACCGCGACGGACUCGCUGCGCUUGAACGCCGAACCGAGUGCGGUUCACUCGCCGUCUCUCGAUCGUACAUUCUUUUCUGUGAUUCCCACCGUAGCUUCGCACUCGCCUAAAUCAAAAGAACUGACACCGCCGUCUAAUUCCGACCAAAACUUUCCGGCGUACUUCCACCGUGGGAGGAUUAUCCCAUCGCGUCGACUUUUCGCGCUCGCCGAGCUGAUUAUCGUCCAAUUAUUAUACUUUGACCAGAGAAACGCCACUUCUCUAUUUUUUGUACUCUCGUUUGACAAUUUCGCUACUUUUAACUUUUUAAUCGGAUACGCAAAUUAAACUUCGAUUGUACGUCACGCACAUCGGUAGAGCGCACCGUGAGAGCGCUUGUGUUUCAAGCACGCCGGGAAAACGGAAUGCUCGUUUCAAGGAAUAAAGCGUCCGUAAGGAAUUGUCUGAGAGCGAUUCCGGGGGGCGAUUUGGGGAUCAACGGAAUCCGGAGAAAGAGCGGGGGUGAAAAAACUUGGCGCCGUUCCGCGCUGUCCGAGACGUUAUUAAUCGGGGACUCUCCGAACUAAUCGGGUCCCUCGUGAUGGCAAAAGGAAUUGUUUUCUCGUCGUAGUAUCGGUAGUCGCUAUGCCUCGAAGUAGAAGAGACCUAAGGCACAAGUACGGUGAAGGAGGACUUGAGGAAAAUCGACCGAUCCGAAUUCGUUUCCGGCGAGGGUGCUCCCGACGACAAUCCAGGCACUAUACGAUACGGCAAAAUCGACUACUGAAUCAUACUAGGUUGUAGUUUAUCUCGACGAUCUCUCUGUCUCUCGUGUACUCGACACACUUAUGCCAAAUCAAAAGCUAAAUAAGCCUAUUGUGACUAAAUGAGUAAUUAAGUUAGAGGGUAGAAUAAUGAAACGUAGAGGAUACGUGUGUAUCGAGAUAUAUCGAGGUAUGCCCACGUAACAACAACACAUCUAAUUAACUCGAUUCCAGAAUGGAAUCGGAACACGCACGAUAAUAUGCGAAUUAUUAAUUCGCCAGAAAAUCAAACGGAAAAUUAUUUUAUAUCAUGCGUGGUUCAUGAUAAAUAUAUUGGAUAUGCGGGAUGUUUGCGUCGAGAUACGUAAUUGGUCGAAGCAACCGCCAAAACUCGCUGCGUUGAAACUCGAUGUAAAGUGUUCAGUGCUGCGACCAAUGUAUCUCACCGCAGCUGUAAGUGACGCGCCUGAAACGAAUUCGAAUUGCCGAUAGAAAUUAUUCACACAUCUACAGACUCGCCUACUACAGACUCUUUACUGCUACUAUAAUUAUUAACGAUUACAUAAAUAUAUUAUGAUAUAGAUACUAUACAUUGUUUCGGCAUGAUGUAAGAACACUGUUGGUAAUGAAAUAAAGAAAAUUAUACUUGUCA